Fusarium keratoplasticum is the source of this 1263-nucleotide messenger RNA. RefSeq names its product Mitochondrial distribution and morphology protein 12. Gene Ontology annotation, molecular function: lipid binding. Bases 1 to 1263 code for a protein of 420 amino acids. The transcript has a single exon. NCBI's taxonomy places the organism in Eukaryota, Fungi, Ascomycota, Sordariomycetes, Hypocreales, Nectriaceae. Gene Ontology annotation, cellular component: ERMES complex. The record is from RefSeq and is a predicted model, not a curated record. Gene Ontology annotation, biological process: phospholipid transport; mitochondrion organization.
AUGUCAAUAGAUCUCAAUUGGGAAACGCUCACCAGCGGCCCCGACGGCGAUGCCCUCGCCGAGCGCAUCCGAUCCUUCAUCCAUGACAAGUUUCAGACGGUGCCUCUACCACGCUUCAUCCGCUCAGUGACGGUCCACGGCUUCGACUUUGGCACUAUCCCCCCAACGCUGGAGCUCAAGGACAUUACGGAUCCUCUGCCGGACUUUUACGAGGAAGAGUUUGACGAUGACGACGACGACGAGAGCGAAGAGGAGCCCUCGCCGCCGCCACCACCUCCGGAACCUGAGAGGUUGAGGCCGGGACCUACGCCGCUGGGAGGGUAUCGGAGGAGGCCUGGUGGCGGGCUCAGGAGCGAGGUUUUGAGGAACGAGAUGAUGAGCCAUGAUCACGGGAGUCCGUUCUUGGGCACGUCCACGCCGGGCAUUCUGGGGGGACCUGGGUUGAGCUACUUUCAGGGCCAUCUUGGCACGGGGACGCACACGCCUUUGGCUGCUGUUGCGAGUGCCCAUCACACGAAUUGGAUGAGCGCGCCGGGUACACCUUAUGAGAUGAGGACGCCAAGUCAUACUCGGAAUCCGUCAACGAGCAGUAUCAUCUCUUUGGACAACUUUCACUCAAGCCUUGCGCCGCCUCUGCAGAAUCUGCGGGAGAAGGGGAGUGUAUCGACGCUUGCGCCCACUUCAGCUGGCGCAUCCAGACCACCUACGAGGGAUACGCAUCUCGGUGGUUCUGCCAUUGUGGACGAUGACGAUGAACCAGAGGAGGAGGAGGGUAGCCCGAGAAGGGAACCUCGCGUAGAGGACGUCCAGGCUGUCUUCAGAAUACGCUAUAACGGCGACAUACGACUGCACCUCACAGCCGAGAUUUUGCUCGAUUAUCCCAUGCCCAGCUUCGUCGGCAUCCCUCUCAAGCUCAACAUCACAGGCUUGACCUUUGAUGGUGUUGGUGUCCUGGCCAAGAUCCGCAAGCGUGUUCACUUUUGCUUCCUCGGCCCAGACGAUGCCCUCGCGGCCGUCGGCCCUGACAAUGAGGAUGGAGACGAGUCUGGCCAGAAUAAGGCAGGCGCCAAGAAUGAGCAUCACAAACCGAGGUUUGGAGGUCUGCUACAGGAAAUCCGCGUGGAGAGCGAGAUUGGUGAGCAGGAUGGGGGUAAGCAGAGCUUGAAGAAUGUGGGCAAGGUCGAGAGAUUUGUGCUGGAGCAGGUGAGACGCAUCUUUGAGUCGGAGUUUGUGUAUCCCAGCUUCUGGACGUUCCUGGUAUAA